AUGCCCUCAUCGUCCAAGGUUCCACAUGAUAGAUUUCACGGUUCCUACUUUGGCUCAAAAACCGGGCUGGACAAUGCUGUAAUAACGUUCAAUGUCACUGCUAGGAAUUCGAACCAGCAUAAUGGAAUCUAUUACAAUUCCAUGAAAGGUUCGGUGUCGGUGCAGCUACGCUUGCUGUCAACAGCCGAUGAUAGGCAACAUGGAACUGUGGUUUUUCGAUUACGUAUAAUGUCGGUGAUUAGAUUUAAGAUUUCGACAUGGAAGAGUGUGCACCAUGAAAUGCAUGUAAAUUGUGAUGUUGCUGUUGGUUCAGAUGGGUUGAUAUUGCUGGCUUGGAAGAACAGGAAAUGUUCUGUCUAUUUCAGUUGA
Messenger RNA from Gossypium arboreum, 369 nucleotides. RefSeq lists its product as uncharacterized. Bases 1 to 369 code for a protein of 122 amino acids. Gene Ontology annotation, biological process: defense response to other organism. The record is from RefSeq and is a predicted model, not a curated record. The transcript has 2 exons. Lineage: Eukaryota; Viridiplantae; Streptophyta; Magnoliopsida; Malvales; Malvaceae.